CCUUCAAUAAUUCCAAGUUUUCACAGCACCCUUUUUCGCCACCACCAUCAACACAACAACAUCAACGACAAUAACAACCAGAACAACAACAAACCCUCUAAGCUUUUCUGCUCAUAAAUCUUACAUUCAUUUCCUUCCCCCCUUCCCCACAUUUUCAUUUCUCUUUCUAUUUCUUUUACAAAGCUCUCUAAAAACAAAAGAAGGAAAAAAAACAAAACACAAAAAUUCUACCGCCGGAACCACCGGUGUCUGAAAAAUCCAGUUAUUCACAAAAAAAGGGGGGAAAAACAUUUUAUUUAAAAUUAGGGUUUGUUUUUCUAAUUCCCCAAUCAUGGGCAACGCAUCGAGUAGCGGCGGCACCACCCGUCGGCGACAUGUUGUUUCUAGAAGGACUCAUCCACCGCCUCCUCCUCCGGUGACGCCGCAGCCGGAGAUCACCUCCAAUCCCUUCCUGUAUCCCGGAGGCAACCCGUACCCGGCUCAGUACCCGAACCAGAACCGUCCGAUGCAAUACCCGCAGUACCCUUACCCCGCUUACUACCCUCCGCCGCCGACGGUGCCCUUCCCCCACCACAACCAGCACCAGCACCAACACCAGCCUCAAAUGGGGGUCGGGUGGGUUGGCGGCCGAGGUUACCCUUGCGGGACCAUGGUGGCUCCUCCAGCACCUAUCGUGGAGCACCAGAAGGCCGUGACAAUCAGGAACGACGUAAAUGUCAAGAAGGAAACAUUGAAGAUCGAGCCCGAUGAGGAGAACCCUGGCCAAUUCCUCGUCUCAUUCACGUUUGACGCCACGGUUUCUGGCUGCAUCACAAUUUAUUUCUUUGCGAAAGAAAAUGAAAGCUGCAUUCUAACACCAGUGAAAGAAAACCUUCUCGCACCCAUGACGGUUAAUUUUCAGCAAGGUCUUGGCCAGAAGUUCAGGCAGCCUGCUGGAAGUGGUAUUGAUUUUAAAAUGUUGAAUGAGACAGAAUUAUUGCAAGUGGGUGAGAUGGAUGUCUACCCUCUAGUAGUAAAGGCAGAUGCAUCUCCUAGUAAUACCAAUGGAUCUGAUGAAACUACAACAUCUAAUACCAGAAACUCGCAGAUAACACAAGCAGUGUUUGAGAAGGAGAAAGGUGAAUUCCGGGUAAAAGUUGUCAAGCAGAUUUUGUGGGCAAAUGGAAUGAGGUAUGAGUUGCAGGAGAUAUACGGUAUUGGAAGUUCAACAGAGACUGGUGCAGAUGAGAGUGACCAGGGGAAAGAAUGUGUCAUCUGUUUGACAGAGCCUCGCGACACAAUUGUGCAUCCCUGCCGACAUAUGUGCAUGUGUAAUGGAUGCGCAAAGGUUUUGAGGUUCCAGACAAAUAGAUGCCCAAUUUGCAGACAACCAGUUGAGAGGCUUUUGGAGAUAAAGGUAGGACCUGAGGAAUGAGGAAUUUAUAUUGGUUGCCCCUCAAUAUUCUGUACAGCCCAAGUGUUAUACUUUAGUACUUCUCCCUGUUUCAUUCAUUUCUAGGUUUCUGCCUCAUUUUUCUUCCAUAAUCAGGGGGGAAAAAAAUUGUAGAAUGAAUCUUAUGUAUGAUGACAUGAGGUUUAACAUGGUGAACAGGCUCGCUUUGCA
This is a messenger RNA of Arachis ipaensis, 1603 nucleotides long. Its product is annotated as putative E3 ubiquitin-protein ligase LOG2. Gene Ontology annotation, biological process: protein ubiquitination. The record is from RefSeq and is a predicted model, not a curated record. Gene Ontology annotation, molecular function: ubiquitin protein ligase activity. NCBI's taxonomy places the organism in Eukaryota, Viridiplantae, Streptophyta, Magnoliopsida, Fabales, Fabaceae.